Messenger RNA from Danio aesculapii, 3495 nucleotides. It is a transcript of the gene cmtm6, whose product is annotated as CKLF-like MARVEL transmembrane domain containing 6. The record is from RefSeq and is a predicted model, not a curated record. The transcript is spliced from 5 exons. Gene Ontology annotation, cellular component: membrane. Lineage: Eukaryota; Metazoa; Chordata; Actinopteri; Cypriniformes; Danionidae. Bases 140 to 715 code for a protein of 191 amino acids.
UCCUUCAUUAAAAGAAAACUGGGGCAGGGCGGAAGUGAAACACAAGUUCUCCGCACAAAGGACGAGUCAACGACGUAAACAGAGCAUAUUAAAACAACCAUCCGACAAAACAAACAGAUUUAGCUACAGUAAAUACAGUAUGGCCACUCAAGACCCGGUGUAUAACACCACCACCACCACACCAGCAGCAGCGCAGGCAAACAAAACUAAAAUAUGGUUCAACGUGCCAUCAGACAGCCUGGAUACAAUUCGAUGUGCGAUAAAAGUGGUCGAAAUGCUCCUGUCAUUUGUGGCUUUCGUGAUGGAGGAGAUCGUGUCCCACUGUGUGUCUUGUGGACCGCUUUACUUCUUUGAGUUUGUCAGUUGCACAGCCUUCCUCUUCACACUUCUGCUCCUCAUCCUUCUGGCCACACAUCUCCACCAGAGAGUCGGAAUUACCUGCUGGCCUACACUGGAUUUUACAUACACAUCAGGCAUGGCAGUCAUGUUCCUCAUUGCCAGCAUUGUGUUUGCAGCAGGCAAUGGUCAGACGGGCUUGGAGCAGGGUGCAGUGGCAUUUGGCUUCAUGUCCACGAUAGCCUUCUUUGCAGACUCUGCUUACUUUGUGAAACUGCAUGGUAUUCCUUGCCUAAAGAAAAGCAAUCUACAAGACGGCCAAGCACCAAGACAACCAGAGAUUGAGAAACUUAAUGCUAAUGGAGCAGAAUCAGCUUGAGGCCUGGUAGCGUUUUCACCAGCAUCCAAAUCCAAAAGCAAACAAUUUUUUAUAGGUAUGAAAUAUUUUUACCCAAAGCAAAAAAAAGAAAAAGUCUUAAUGAUUCAUUUUGUCAGUUUCAUUCUGACAUUUUUGUCCAGUUUUAUAUUGUGCCUAAAUGUUUUGCCUUUGUUUUUUAUGAGUCUUAAUUUCACAGGUAGUAUUUUAACAUGGAAUUGCCCAUAUUUUUACUGUACACAAAUGAAGUUAUCAUGUCACAAGUGAAGGUAUUUCACUAUUUUUGUGUGUGUGUUCUGCGCCAUUUUGGACAUGAAUUCUUAAGGAUUAACAAGUACAAAAAUAUGCACUGUACUAUAAUCGAGUUCUAUUUUUCUGAUUUUUAGAAUACUUUUAUAUGCAUUCCUGAAAUAAUAUAUUUUGGAGAAAAUCAGGGUUUGAUCAUGUUGAAAAUUUUGAUUUAUCAUUGCCUGCCUUUCAGCACAGGAAUUUGAAUAUAAUAUUGAUUUAGAGGCAAAGAAAUUUAUAAAGUAUUUUUAAAACACUUUUGGCAGGGGCGGAUUUAACCAACAAGGGAGGUAAUCAGCUGCUUGGCGCCCCUAAUAAACUCCUAGAAAUAAGAAUUAUACCCAUAAAUUACCUGACAUCGUAUUGGGACACUUUUGGGACAGGCAGGGGCGGAUUUAACCAACAAGGGAGGCAAGGGGCCGCUUGGGGUGCCCGAUAAAUACCUAAAAAUAUAAAUUAUACCCAUAAAUUAUAUAACAUCGUUUUGGGACUGGCAGGGAUGGAUUUAACUAAUAAAUGAGGUAAGCAGCCGCUUGGGGCUCCUCGAUAAAUACCUAGAAAUAUAAAUUAUACCCAUAAAUCAUAUAACAUCAUGUUGGGACAGGCAGGGAUGGAUUUAACCAAUAAGCGAGGUAAGCGGCCGCUUAGGGGGGCCCCUGAUAAAUACCUAGAAAUAUAAAUUAUACCCAUAAAUUAUAUAACAUAAUUUGGGACAGGCAGGGGUGGAUUUAAAGAAUAAGCAAGGCAAGUGGCCGCUUGAGGGCGCCCCCCGAUAAAUACCUAGAAAUAUAAAUUAUACAUUACAUAACAUCAUUUUGGGACACUUUUGGGACUGGCAGGGGCGGAUUUAACCAAUAAAAGAGAGGUAAGUGGCCGCUUGGGGACCCCCCGAAAAAAUACCUAGAAAUAUAAAUUAUAUCCAUAAAUGACAUAACAUCGUUUUGGGACAGGCAGGGGCGGAUUUAACCAAUAAGCGAGGUAAGCGGCCGCUUAGGGGGGCCCCCUGAUAAAUACCUAGAAAUAUAAAUUGUACUCGUAAAUUAUAUAACAUCAUUUGGGACAGGCAACGGUGGGUUUAACCAACAAGCGAGGUAAGCGGCUGCUUGGGGCCCCCCGAUAAAUACCUAGAAAUAUAAAUUAUUCCCAUAGAUUACAUAACAUCGUUUUGGGACUGGCAGGGGUGGAUUUAACCAAUAAGCGAGGUAAGCAGCCGCUUGGGGCCCCCCGAUAAAUACCUAUAAAUAUAAAUUAUACCCAUAAAUUACAUAACAUUGUUUUCUAUCAUAUUUUGUAUGGCGAGGGUCUAACAAAUACAGUUUUGACAUAACUGUUACAUCUGUGCAAAUUUGUCCCCCACUCCAAUCAUGGAGCAGCCUAGCAGUCAAAUCAUGAAAUAUUUAGACAUAAUACAGAUAUUUCUUUAUUAUUUUUAGUUGUGAAUUCAGUUUAAGGGUGACACCGUUUCCUCCGGGUGCUCUGGUUUCCCCCACAGUCCAAAAACAUGCACUAGGUGAAUUGAAUAAACGAAAUUGGCCGUAGUGUAUGUGUGUGAAUGUGUUUAUGGAAGUUUCCCAAUACUGGGUUGCAGCUGGUAGGGCAUCCGCUGUGUAAAACAUAUGCUGGAAAAGUUGGCGGUUCAUUCUGCUGUGGCGACCCCUGAUGAAUAAAGGGAAAAGCCGAAGGAAAAUUUUAGGGCUGUUGGGAUCCAUGGCUGGAAUUGUUUAGGGCCCCAAAAUCACUAAAUCCGCCCCUGGGGACAGGUAAAUACUACACUGAAUACACAUAUACACAUACACGCGUCAUCCUUAAGUCAGUUAUACUGUAAAAAUGUUUAUUGAGCUGUAAGAUGCAUGUGGCUAUAGCAGGACGACAUUGUUUUGGCCUUGUGAUGAUCAUGUUUCGCUGUGCAGGGGUGUACAGUCAUACAUUUGUUUGUUUUUAUUGAAUCAAUCUGUCAUUUUUAUAUUGUGUGGAACUCGAAAUGUUGUAUAUUUUCUUCUGUGCUUGAUCUUGUUCCAUGUGAGUUCAGAUUGUGUGUAAGAUAGCGUGUAAAUGCUAUGAACAGGAAGUGUUAAAUUGAAUGGAUGUCGUACAGGUCUUUCUUUAUUGGGAGGUUUGUGCGUUUAGGCCCUGUUGUGUUUGUUUAAAUGCCCAAGGAAUUGAACGGACUGCAAGUUUUCCAAGACACUAAUCUGCCUUCCGCUUCUGCUCUCCUGUACUGUACGACUUGACUGCUGCUUUCUGUUAAUUAAGCGUUGUGUAUAUUUUACAAUCUAGAUAAACUGAACCGUAGCCACUUUCUCCUUCUUAAGAUUUGAAUCGAGUGUCUUGUUAGGUUGCCAUGGAUUUUUUUUAAUUUUUACAAUGCAAAGACAAGUUUGAAUACCAGCAUUAUUUCUACCUUUUAAAGGUCACAUGGGAUAUUUUACAGCAUUGUAUAUGAAACCAUCUCCCCAUUCACUUUAAGCAAUAAAUAGAUCAUGGGCUCAACAGAA